AUGGAGGCGUUUAACAAUACUACCUCUACGGACUACUCUUCAGAGAAAACCAACAGUACAAAGUUCGAGGAGGUAGCUCUCAGUUAUCAGAUCACCACCUCUCUCUUCCUGGGGACAUUGAUCCUUUGUGCGAUAUUUGGCAAUGCUUGUGUCGUCGCAGCCAUAGCAUUAGAAAGAAGUCUACAAAAUGUGGCCAAUUACCUUAUAGGUUCCCUUGCUGUAACCGACUUGAUGGUAUCCGUCUUGGUUUUGCCAAUGGCAGCACUUUACCAAGUGUUGAACAAGUGGACUCUUGGACAGGUAACCUGUGAUAUUUUUAUUUCCUUAGACGUUUUGUGUUGUACCUCAUCUAUUCUCCAUUUGUGUGCUAUAGCAUUGGACAGAUAUUGGGCAAUAACUGAUCCCAUAGACUACGUGAACAAACGCACUCCUAGACGAGCUGCCAUUCUUAUUAGUAUAACAUGGAUAGUAGGCUUUUCCAUAUCCAUUCCACCAAUGUUGGGCUGGAGGACAUCAGAAGACAGGUCUGACCCUGAUGCAUGCAAAAUAAGCGAAGAUCCCGGUUACACCAUCUAUUCUACAUUUGGUGCUUUCUAUAUACCUUUAAUUCUCAUGUUGGUAUUAUAUGGUAGGAUAUUUAAAGCAGCCAGAUUCAGGAUACGUAAAACUGUAAAAAAGACAGAGAAAAAGAAAGUGGCUGAUACCUGUCUUUCAGUUUCCCCAUCUACAAUGCAAAGGAAGUGCAAUGGGGAGCCUAGCAAAAACUGGAAAAGGAGUGUAGAGCCUAAGCCCAAUUCUUGUAUUAAUGGGGCGGUAAGACAGGGAGAGGAUGGAGCUGCUUUGGAAGUCAUUGAAGUCCACCAUUACAGUAACUCAAAAAACCAUCUGGUUCUGCCAAACCACUCAAGCGACAAUCCUACAGUUCCGUGUUUUGAAAAAAAGAAUGAUAGGAAUACGGAUGCUAAAAGAAAGGUGGCGUUGGCUAGGGAAAGAAAAACAGUCAAGACAUUAGGGAUCAUAAUGGGUACUUUUAUACUAUGCUGGCUUCCAUUCUUUAUCGUUGCUCUUGUUUUGCCAUUUUGUGAAACGUGUCACAUGCCACUGUUGUUGUAUGAUAUUAUAAACUGGCUUGGCUAUUCUAACUCUCUCCUUAACCCUAUAAUAUAUGCUUAUUUCAAUAAAGAUUUCCAAAGUGCUUUUAAGAAAAUCAUCAAGUGCAAAUACUGUAGACAAUGA
Messenger RNA from Bombina bombina (fire-bellied toad), 1236 nucleotides. It is a transcript of the gene HTR1A, whose product is annotated as 5-hydroxytryptamine receptor 1A. The transcript has a single exon. Bases 1 to 1236 code for a protein of 411 amino acids. Gene Ontology annotation, biological process: regulation of vasoconstriction; adenylate cyclase-activating adrenergic receptor signaling pathway; regulation of behavior. Gene Ontology annotation, cellular component: plasma membrane. Gene Ontology annotation, molecular function: G protein-coupled serotonin receptor activity. The record is from RefSeq and is a predicted model, not a curated record. Lineage: Eukaryota; Metazoa; Chordata; Amphibia; Anura; Bombinatoridae.